This is a messenger RNA of Liolophura sinensis, 958 nucleotides long. RefSeq lists its product as uncharacterized. Gene Ontology annotation, molecular function: serine hydrolase activity. The record is from RefSeq and is a predicted model, not a curated record. The coding region runs from base 44 to 958 and encodes 304 amino acids. The transcript has a single exon. Lineage: Eukaryota; Metazoa; Mollusca; Polyplacophora; Chitonida; Chitonidae.
AUUAAGCUUACUGAGUACAAGACGAAAGGACACAGCUCUAACAAUGUUUAUACCACGAUUGUUGUUGCGAUGUUCAAUGGCGAAAACUUCGCUUUUAGUGCCAGUGUCAAGAUAUUCUAACGGAAUACAAGUACCUAAGGUGAAACGAAUUUCAGUUUCCAAAGGUUUAGUACUGCGGACAGUAACACAGAAUAACUUUGCCGAUUCCACAGAAGCCAGCUUGCCGCCGCUGGUCGUGUUGUUCGAGUGGUUAGGCGCCAAAUCGAAGGCCGUGGACAAGUACUGCAAGUUUUACCACGACCGAGGGUUGGAUGUUCUCACAGUUAAAGGGGGACUACUCGAGUUUCUCUGGCCAUCAGCAGCGUUCACGAAGGCCAGAGGCCUACUGGAUUAUCUUCAGUCUACCACUUCAAACAGCAACCCUGGAAGUAGGCCUUCACAGCGGAAAUACCUGAUUCAUGCCUUCUCUGUCGGUGCUUACAAUCAUACCGUGUGUCUAAUGGUUUCCAAGAAGGAAGCCGCCUACUACGGUUGGUACAGACAGAACAUAUGCGGGAGUGUGUUCGACAGCAUAGUCAUAGGAACUCUCGACAACAUGGUGACCGGCAUGGCGCUCUCUUUAUCCAACUCUCCGGCAGUUCAGGUCAUGGUUAAACAGAUCGGAAACGUUUACUACCGUCUCAAUCCGGCAAGAACUCUCCAGUUUUACGACGAGGCUGUGACUUUUUUCAAAACACAACCAGUACUCGCUCCUUCUCUGUAUCUCUUCUCCCAUGACGAUCCAAUGAGCGACGAACGGAGCAUUCAUGGUCUGAUAGAGUUAUGGAAGCAGGAAUUCCCUUCUAUCCAACUCUCCGUCCAAUCCUGGGAACACUCAGUCCACGCUGCGCAUAUUAGAUAUCACGAGGCUGAAUACAAAGCCGCUUUGGAUAGAUUCUGCAAGGAUUUAGAUAUAUAA